AUGGCGACCUCACAACUCAAGCCCCUCCCCUUCUACGCCCAGUUCACCGCUGGCGCCAUCGCCGGCGUCACCGAGCUCCUCUGCCUCUACCCGCUCGAUGUCGUCAAGACGCGGAUGCAGCUCCAGGGCAAGGCCGAGAUCCCGGGCGCAGACAGGUACAAUGGCAUGGUCGACGCUUUCAAAAAGAUUAUCAAGAACGAAGGAGCUGGCCGGUUGUACCGCGGCCUGGUGCCGCCAUUGAUGCUCGAGGCGCCCAAGCGAGCCGUCAAGUUUGCCGCCAACGACUUUUGGGGCAAGACGUUCCGCGACCUGACGGGGGCCGACAAGAUGACGCAGGGGCUCUCGGUGCUGACGGGCUGCUCGGCGGGCGCGACCGAGUCGGUGGUGGUGGUUCCGUUUGAGCUGGUCAAGAUCCGCCUCCAGGACCGCGCCCAGGCGCACCUCUACACGGGCCCCAUGGACGUCGUCGGCAAGAUUGUCAAGGCCGACGGCGUCCUCGGCCUCUACGCCGGCCUCGAGUCGACCUUUUGGCGCCACGUGCUCUGGAACGGCGGCUACUUUGGCGUCAUCUUCCAGGUCAAGUCGCUCCUGCCCAAGCCCGCGGGCAAGGCCGAGGAGCUGCGCAACAACUUUGUCUCGGGCGCCAUUGGCGGCUUUGUGGGCACCGCGCUCAACACGCCCGCCGACGUCGUAAAGAGCCGCAUCCAGAACACGCCAAACGUGCCCGGCGUGCCGCGCAAGUACAACUGGACCUUCCCCUCGAUGGCCCUCAUCGCAAAGGAGGAGGGCUUCGGCGCGCUCUACAAGGGCUUCACCCCAAAGGUCCUCCGACUCGCACCGGGAGGCGGUGUCCUCCUCCUCGUCGUCGAAGUCGUCCUGGGCCAGUUUAGAAACCUCCUCGGACCGCCGUACAAGUAA
Messenger RNA from Pseudozyma flocculosa PF-1, 918 nucleotides. RefSeq lists its product as uncharacterized. The transcript has 2 exons. Gene Ontology annotation, biological process: transmembrane transport. Lineage: Eukaryota; Fungi; Basidiomycota; Ustilaginomycetes; Ustilaginales; Ustilaginaceae. The record is from RefSeq and is a predicted model, not a curated record. The coding region runs from base 1 to 918 and encodes 305 amino acids.